AUGGAACAAAAAGCUUCUGAAUCAAAUAAUAAAGAUCUUUUAUCAGGUAGUGGCAUCACAUCCAAUGGAGGCUCUUCAAGUCCAUUUUUUGUGUCAUCUAUUUGUGGUACAAUAACUGAAAACACAUGUACAGCUGGGACUUUCACACAAAUUCCUUUCUUCCCUAAAUAUGAAGUGGAGCUUGAUGCUCAUAGAAAAGUCAUUCCUUGCCCUGGAAAGGAACACAUCGAACGUGUUUUGGAAGAAUAUUCAUAUCAAGUCAAAGAUUUGCAGAGAAGACUAAAUGAAAGCAAUGAAUUGUAUGAGAAACAUAAGUUGUACUUAAGGCAGUCUAUCAUUGAUUUGCAAACAAAACUUCAAGAGAUGCAAAAGGAGAGAGACGCCAUGGCUGACAUCAGACGAAGGGAGAGUCAGUCUCAAGAGGAUUUAAGAAAUCAGCUUCAAAAUACAGUGCAUGAGCUGGAAGCUGCCAAAUGCCUUAAGGAGGAUAUGCUGAAAGAUAGCAGCGCACAGAUAGAGCAGCUAAGAAAGAUGAUGCUUAGUCAUGAGGGAGUGCUUCAAGAAAUCCAAUCAAUCCUAGUUGACUUUGAAGAAGCCUCAGGCAAGAAAAUAUAUGAACAUGACAGCGUGUCUACUAUCCACUUCUGCAACAUGGGCUCAGCUAUUAGUAAAAUCCUGAGAGAAUUAGACACAGAGAUUUCUUAUCUUAAAGGGAGGAUAUAUCCAGUAGAGGAUCAGCUCGAAGCACUGAAAUCUGAAGCACAGAACAAAGUAGAACUACUUCUUCAACAACAUCAAGAUAGGAUUGAGCAGUUAAUAAGUGAACAUGAAAUUGAAAUAACAGGACUUACUGAGAAAGCUAACAGUGCUCGAAGCCAGGCCAGUAGUAUCCAGAGUCAACUGGAAAUCAUUCAAGAACAAGCAAGAAACCAAAAUUCAAUGUAUAUGCGUCAACUCAGUGAUCUGGAAUCUACUGUUUCUCAACUACAUUCUGAAUUAAGAGAAGCCAAAAGGAUGUAUGAGGACAAGAUAGAAGAGCUAGAGAAGCAGUUGGUCCUUGCCACCUCGGAGCUAACUGAAGCACGGACAGAACGUGAUCAGUUCAGUCAGGAAUCUGGAAAUCUGGAUGAUCAGCUUCAAAAGCUGCUGGCUGACCUACGUAAGAGAGAGAAGGAGCUGAGGCUGGAGAAGGAGCAGAACAAGCGCCUGUGGGACCAGGACACUGGGAACAGCAUCACCGUCGACCACCUGCGGCGGGAGCUGGACGACAGGAACAGGGAGGUGCAGCGCCUGGAAGCCCUCCUCAAGGCCGUGAAGAGCGAGUGUCAGGGCCGGAUGGAACGGCAGAUGGCAGCAAUUCAGGGAAAGAACGAAAGUCUAGAAAAAGUGUCCUCCUUGACUGCUCAGCUUGAAUCCACCAAAGAGAUGCUCCGCAAAGUAGUAGAAGAGUUAACAGCCAAGAAGAUGACCCUGGAGAGCUCAGAGAGGACUGUGUCAGACCUGACAGCUUCCCUGCAGGAAAAAGAGAGGGCCAUCGAGGCUACCAAUACAGAGAUCAUGAAUCUCCGCUCCCAGGUAGAAUUGAAACUGCAGGAGCUGCAGCACUUGAGGAAUGAAGGGGAUCAUCUCAGAAACAUGCAGACAGAGCAUGAGGCCCUUAAGCUGAAGAUGGCAGAAAAGGACAAAGUGAUCGAGAUUUUACGACAGCAGAUUGAAAACAUGACGCAGUUGGUUGGCCAGCAUGGACGAACCGCAGGUGCUAUGCAAGUAGAAAAAGCUCAUCUUGAGAAAGAGAUUAAUGACAGGAGGCUAGAACUGCAGGAACUGAAGAUUUUAAAAGAUAAAAAGGAUGCAAAGAUACGGGAGCUUGAGGCCCGAGUGAGUGACCUGGAGCUAGAAAAGGUGAAGCUGGUGAAUGCCGGCUCUGAGCGACUACAGGCAGUGAAGGACAUCAAACAAGAGAGAGAUCAAUUAUUAAAUGAGGUGAAAACUAGUAGGAAUGAUUUAAACAGUCUUACAGAGGACUAUGAAGUCUUAAAAAGGAAUUUUCAAAACAAAAUGGAAGAAAUGGAAACUACUACAAAUAAACUGAAAAUGCAAUUAAAAUCUGCACAGUCUGAACUAGAACAAACAAGAAGUAUGUUAAAGUCAAUGGAAGGAUCUGACGGUCAUGCUAUGAAAGUGGCAAUGGGCAUGCAGAAGCAAAUCACAGCGAAGAGAGGUCAGAUUGAUGCCCUUUGCAGCAAGAUAGAGUUUUUGGAAGAAGCAAUGACAAACGCAAAUAAGGAAAAGCAUUUUUUAAAGGAAGAGAAGAAUCAGUUAAGCCAGGAAUUGAAUACUGUUUCAACAGAAAAAAACAAGAUGGCUGGAGAACUAGAAGUCCUGAAAUCUCAGGAACGCCGUUUAAAAGAGAAGGUUGCUAAUAUGGAAGCUGCUCUUGAUAAGGCAUCUUUGCAGUUUGCAGAAUGCCAAGAUGUAAUACAACGUCAGAAACAAGAGUCUGUGCGCCUAAAACUUCAACAUACUUUGGAUGUAAAAGAACUGCAGGGUCCUGGAUACACCUCAAAUUCUUCUUUGAAACCACGUGUUCUACAGUCCUUUGCUGCCCAUUCUCAUUCUAAUAUACCAUCUUCGCAGUCUACAGCCAGCUUCCUGUAUCAUCAUUCUAUGAAAUCUAAUACACUGAAGGAAGAUCCAACAAGGGACCUGAAACAGCUUCUCCAAGAGCUGAGAAGUAUGAUCAACAAGGAGCCCCCUGUGCCUCUGGGCAAGACUGAGGAAGAUGGGAGAACACCACCCCUGGGAGUCCCUUAUGUGGCUGUUAAGAGAUGCAUUACUGAAUCAAGCCUGAGAUUAGAGAUAUGCUAUAGAAGCAACAGCUCAUUAAGAGAUUCCACUGACUGCAGCAAAUCUAGUGAAACGCUUAGCAGAGACCCAGUCACAUUAUAUGCUGGAGACCUAGAAGAUCCACCUAGUUGCUUCACAUUCAUAUCUGCAGCAAGUCCAUGUGUGAAAAAUUCAGCUUCUCAUUCAUUCUAUUCUUCUCCUAAGAAAUCUCCACUUCACUCACUCUUAACUAGUUUGGUUGAAGAUUCAAUAGGUUCCACAUCACAGUAUCGAUCCACCAAACCUGUUAAUUCACCUGAUUCUGUUAAAGCUUCACAGUCUCAGCCAAUAGAAACAACAGGAAAAACAUGCAGGAAGAUUCAGAACAGACUGGAAAGCUUGCAAACUCUGGUAGAAGAUUUACAGAUGAAGAACCAAGCAAUGUCUUCAAUGAUCAGAAAUCAAGAAAAGAGGAUACAGAAAGUGAAAGACCAGGAAAAAAUAUUACUAAAGUGAUACAUUGCUUGCCUGUUUUUUACAGACAGAUGAUGCCCAAUUAAGUGUGGGGUUUCUUAUAAUUAGUGCCCUGUGUACUUUUUUCUUUCUAUGUGAAAAUUUAAUAAAAGAUACCCUGUCCUAUA
Molecule: messenger RNA, 3467 nt
Organism: Manis pentadactyla (Chinese pangolin)
Lineage: Eukaryota; Metazoa; Chordata; Mammalia; Pholidota; Manidae
Gene: CCDC158
Product: coiled-coil domain containing 158
Exons: 24
Coding region: 1-3342 (1113 amino acids)
Source: RefSeq, a predicted model, not a curated record